CAGAAGCAGGCAGUUGAAUCAUGAAUAUGCUCCCGGCCAUUGUUAUGUACACUUAAAACAUGAGAGCCUCUGGCCUCUUCAACGUUUUCUCACUUGGCUUUCACCUGAAGUCGGUACUAUUAUCAUCCAUAUUUUACACAGGAGGAAGUUGAGGCAUAAAAACGUUGAUUAACUUGCCAAGGGUGGCCGACAUGACGGCCGCGGAUCAGAGCCCCCUGGCACCGCUGUUGGAGACUUUGGAAGACCCUUCCGCCUCCCUUGGAGAGCAGACCGACGCUUACCUGACCCUGACCAGUCGUAUGACUGGAGAAGAUGGAAAAGAAAUCAUUACAGAAAUUGAGAAAAAACUUCCUCAGCUAUUUGAAGUUUUAAAGACUCACAUUGCCAGUCAAAACUCAGAGCUCAGUAGUGCUGCUCUACAGGCCUUGGGGUUUUGCUUAUAUAAUCCCAAAAUUGCCUCUGGAUUAUCAGAGAUAAAUAUUCAAGAACUGCUUUCAAAACUGAAUGAUAUUGUUAAAAGUUCAGAUAAAAAUGUACGUACUAGGGCACUUUGGGUGAUAUCCAAGCAGACGUUUCCCACUGAAGUUGUUGGCAAAGUAGUUUCUAGUAUAAUUGACUCAUUAGAAAUAGUAUUUAAUAGAGGAGAGAUGCAUUCUGCUGUUGUGGAUUAUGAAGCAUUAAAUGUCAUUAUAAGACUAAUUGAACAAGCCCCAGUUCAAAUGGGAGAAGAGUCAAUUAGGUGGGCAAAAUUGGUCAUACCUUUACUGGUUCAUUCAGCCCAAAAAGUACAUUUGCGGGGAGCCACUGCUUUAGAGAUGGGAAUGCCUUUGUUGCUUCAGAAACAGCAAGAAAUAGCAUCUAUCACAGAGCAGCUUAUGACUACCAAAUUACUUUCAGAACUCCAGAAACUGUUUAUGAGUAAAAAUGAGACUUACGUGUUAAAAUUAUGGCCUUUAUUUGUCAAACUUCUUGGGAAGACCUUGCAUCGAAGUGGGAGUUUCAUUAAUUCUCUAUUACAGCUAGAAGAACUGGGAUUUCGUAGUGGAGCACCCAUGAUUAAAAAAAUAGCUUUUAUUGCUUGGAAGAGUUUAAUAGAUAAUUUUGCUUUAAAUCCAGAAAUACUAUGUAGUGCAAAAAGACUGAAGUUGUUGAUGCAGCCUUUGAGUUCUAUCCAUGUGAGAACAGAAACUCUAGCGCUGACAAAACUAGAAGUCUGGUGGUAUUUGUUGAUGAGACUAGGACCUCAUCUUCCUGCUAAUUUUGAACAGGUUUGUGUGCCUCUGAUUCAAAGCACAAUAAGCAUUGAUUCUAAUGCUUCACCUCAAGGGAAUUCAUCUCGUGUAGCUACUACUCCAGGUUUAAGCCCUAUGACCCCAAUACACAAAGGUGCUUCUCCAUAUGGAACUCCUGUAACCCCUCGGAUGAACUUGAAUUCAAAUUUUGGAAUGGCCACAAUCCCCUCUAUACAACUUUUGAGGCUUGAAAUGUUGCUUCAUUUUUUGUUGGGUCCAGAAGUCGUGAGUUUUGCUAAGCAAAACAAACUUAUACUGAGCCUAGAACCACUUGAACAUCCAUUAAUCAGCAGCUCUUCUUUUUUCUCCAAACACUCAAAUACACUUAUCACUGCUGUUCAUGAUAGCUUUGUUGCAGUUGGAAAAGAUGCUUCUGAUGUAGUUAUUAAUGCUAUUUGGAAGGAGUUAAUUAGCUUGGUGAAGUCAGUUAUUGAAUCAGGUAACAAAAAAGAGAGACCAGGUUCUGAAGUUUUGACUCUCUUAUUAAAAUCUUUGGAAAGCAUAGUGAAUUCAGAAGUAUUUCCUGUAUUGAAAACACUGGUUCUCAUGGAAAUUACAAUUAAAGGACUUCCUCAGAAAGUAUUAGGUUCUCCAGCAUAUCAGGUUGCUAAUAUGGAUAUUCUUAAUGGAACCCCUGCUUUGUUCUUAGUUCAGUUAAUUUUCAAUAAUAAUCUAUUGGAAUGUGGUGUGGAAGACGAAAGGUUUUUUCUCAACCUGGAAACACUUGUGGGCUGUGUUCUUUCUGGUCCAACUUCACCACUAGCUUUCAGUGACUCUGUCUUAAAUGUUGUCAAUCAAAAUGCAAAGCAGUUGGCCAACAAGGAGCAUCUUUGGAGAAUGUGGAGUAUUAUAGUCACCCCAUUAACAGAAUUGAUUAAUCAGACCAAUGAAGUGAAUCAAGGGGAUGCCUUAGAACAUAAUUUUAGUGCUAUCUAUGGUGCACUGAUUUUGCCAAUAAACCAUAUUUUUCCAGCACAAAAAAUUCCAAUGGUCACCAUGAAGACCUUACUUAAAACUUGGUCAGAAUUAUAUAGAGCAUUUGCUCGCUGUGCAGCUUUGGUGGCAACUGCGGAAGAGAAUUUAUGCUGUGAGGAACUUUGUUCCAAGAUAAUGUCCAGUUUGGAAGAUGAAGGCCUUUCAAAUUUAUUGUUCUUGGAUAGGAUCACUCAUAUUAUUACUGUAAUGGUUGAUUGCAUCGACUUUUCACCAUAUAAUAUUAAAUAUCAACCCAAAACUAAAUCACCACAGAGACCUACAGAUUGGUCCAAAAAGAAGAAGGAACCUUUAGGGAAGUUGGCUUCUUUAAUUAAACUUAUUGUGAGAGUGAUCUAUUCUUUUCACACACUGAGCCUCAAGGAAGUACAUUCUGAUACUCUCCUCACUAUUGGCAACUCAAUCACCAGCAUUCUUUCCAAUGUAUUUGGACGUAUUUCUCUGCCUUCUAUGAUCCGGAAAAUAUUUGCAGCUUUAACAAGACCUCUGGCAUUAUUUUAUGAAAACUCAAAGCUUGAUGAAGUUCCUAAAGUGUAUAGUUGUAUGAACAACAAGUUAGAAAAGCUACUAGGAGAAAUUAUUGCUUGUCUACAUGUCAGCUACACUGGAACUUAUGACAGUGAACUUCUUGAACAGAUCUCGCCAUUAUUAUGCAUAAUAUUUUCACACAAGAACAAACAGAUAAGAAAACAAAGUGCUCAGUUCUGGAAUGCCACAUUUGCUAAAGUGACGAUGUUGAUUUAUCCUGAGGAGUUAAAGCCAAUACUAAAACAAGCCAAACAAAAAUCUCUGCUUUUAUUGCCUGGUUUGGAAAAUGUUGAAAUUAUGGAGGAAUCCAGUGGACCAUAUUCAGAUAUGACAGAAAAUUCCCAAUUAAAUAUGAAGAUAAGUGGCAUGGAAAGAAAAUCAAGUGGAAAAAGAGACUCUUUUUUGGCACAAACAAAGGAUACAAAAGACAGUAUGAAACCACCAGCUAAAUUGCAGCUAGAGUCUUCAACUCCAAAAGCAAAGAGUGAAAUGCCUUUAGAAGAAGAAAAGUCUACUGACUUUGUGUUUAUACCUCCAGAAGUAAAAGAAACAAAGGAAAGAAUACUAACUGAACACCAGAAAGAAGUACUCAAAACAAAGAGGUGUGAUAUUCCUGCCAUGUAUAAUAAUCUGGAUGUUUCACAAGAUACUUUAUUUUCUCAGUAUAGUCAGGAAGAAUCUAUGGAAAUAUCUACUUUAAUUGAAAAAUCAAAAGAAGACUCCAAGAUGAUAUUUAAGGAGGAACAAAAGGAGAAUGACAUUGUCGUUCCUCAACAUGUCAUGGAAAACUGCGGUAUGGAUGAACAUCUUGAAAAGGCUUCCCUUUUGAAUAAUGAGUGUGGUUCUAUUGAGGAAACCAGUCCAAAAAUACUGAGCAGUAAUAAUGAUGCCAGGAAAAAAGCUUUAAUUGCUUCAAGUAAACCAACAGAAUGUGCAUCUACUACAGAAAAUCCAUCUGGUGUCAGCAGUAGCUCGGUUUCUAAUGCCACCAUUUCUGGAGCUCCCCUACAGCCUACAAGUCGAAGGCAAUCCUUUAUUACUUUGGAAAAGUUUGAUGGUUCAGAAAAUAGACCUUUUAGUCCGUCACCCUUGAAUAAUAUGUCGUCAACUGUAAUAGUGAAAAGUAACCAGGAAGGCAUGGCUAAAACAGAUAACCCAUCAAAAGCAAAGAAAAGAGAAGUGGCUCUUCCCAAAUCUGAUUCUGAAAAAAUAACACAUGGGACUAAGAGAUCAAGCCGAAGGUUGAGUAAAUCUGAACCAAUAGGGAGUAAAAAGUCUAAACCCUUAAUGAGAUCUGAACAAGAGAAAAGUACUCAAGAAUCUGUUGAUGGCACAAUAGCCUUAGAAAAUAACCCACCUGGCUUGCUUAAUCAGACAGAAUGUGUGUUAGAUAAUCAGGUUCAUCUCUCUGAAUCUACAGUGGAGUAUGAGGAUACAAUGCUUGAAUCAACAGUGGAGAAUACUGUAUUAGAAAACAAUACUGUAGAAGAGAGAACCUUAGAAAUUAACUUGGAAUCCAAAGAAAACACACCCCCAGCCAUAAUAACGGAUCAGACAGUAAAUGAGGAUAGUCAUAUUCAGGUAACUCCAAAUCAGAAAACUCUUAGGCGAUCUUUAAGGCGACGUUCAGAAACAGCAGAACCAACCACUGAUAGCCAAGAUAAAGAAAAUAAUCAUCAAAAAAGAGAAAAGACUCCGCAGAAGAGUCCGUUACAUGUAAAAGAUGAUGUUUUACCUAAGCAAAAAUUGUUUUCUGAACAAAGUGUACAGGAAAACUUAGUUGACAAAGGAAAUAAUUUACAUGAGAAGGCUUUUGGGGAGACCAGUGCUAAUGCUGAAAUUGAUGAAAAUAGAAGAAAGCCAGAUCUUGAGAAUACUAAAUCUGAAGGAGAUGGUGUGCAGGACAUGGCAGAUAAAUCCUCUGAGAAACCAGUAAGGGGACGAACACGAUACCAAACGAGAAGAGCAUCCCAGGGUUUACUUUCCAGCAUUGAAAACUCAGAAUCUGAUAGUUCUGAGGCAAAAGAAGAAGGUUCUAAAAAGAAAAGAUCUGGAAAAUGGAAGAACAAAAGCAGCGACAAUGUUGACAUUGAAGAUCAAGAAGAGAAAAUGGUAAAACAGGAAUGUAUAAAAGUUGAAAAUCAGGCACAUGAUUAUAAAGAGAAUCCUGAAGUAGACAAAGAUAUAAAAUCUCAAAUCGGUGAAAAAGGAGAUGAAAGUAAUACUGUAACUCUUCAAGAUUCUACCGUAUCUCCAGAUUUAUUACAAGUUUAUGAUGAUGUAUUGAGUACUUCUGAGGGAAAAAGUAAAAGUAACAAAGAUGCAGACCAUUCCUUUUCAAAUCCUUCUGUGCCAGAAUCAAAUCUAAGGACUAGAAAUGCCAAUAAGAGGUUACAUAAGCGGGAUUCUAUAGAAAAUAGCAUGGGGGAAUCCUCAAAAAUAGGGACAUCAGACAUUCCUUUGCUUUCUGAAAAAACUCUUCAGACAGUAGAAUGCCAGCACAAGAGAAGUAGGAGGGUGAGGCGAUCUAAAGGUUGUGAUUGUUGUGGAGAAAAAUCACAGUCUCAGGAAAAGUCAUUUAUUGGGUUAAAGGAUACAGAAAAUUACGAUGUAAAAGUCAAUGAAACAAAAAAGACAGAUGGGGAAACACCUGUAUCUAUUUCAGAAACUUCGAAAGCUGAUCUGUCCUCGGAGGUUAAACUUUUAGAUGAGCAUCAUAGUGUGAAUUUCCAUUUGGAUCUCAAGGAGGAGAAUGAUACUACUAAUGAUUCAUUAAUUAUAUCUGAAACUGAGUUAAAAGAAAAUACUACUCAAAGCUUUCUUCCUUCUGAAAUGGUAAAAUUUAAAGAAACUUCUCGUAGGGAUUCUGAGGAAGCAAUAUCUCUAGAAACCCAGGAGCCAUCUAAUAAGAAAUGUAAAACUGUUGACCCACAUUUAGAUGUUUCCAAAGAUAUUUCACUGAAAUGUUUUUCUUUGGAGACCAAAGAAGAAAAGUCAGAGGCCGCUCCGAAAGAGGAAUUGAGUACAGAGAACAUUGUUAUUGUUGAAUCAAAUGCAGAAUCAAAUCCUGAAGAAGUAGAUGCUAUGGAAUUGAAUGUAGAAAAUGAUCAGUCUGAAGCUGGCUUCUCUGAACAAAAGAAUGUCAAAACUAGUAUUUCAGGGAAAGAAGUAACAGAGGAAAACAGUGAAAGAAUGGAUACACCUGAAAAACUGAAAGCCAAUGAAGCAGUAACUGAGGAAUUUAAUUUAGCUACUGAUUAUUUGGAUACUCGGACACCUGUAAAAGUGAAUGCUCAGGUAGAGAUCUCUGAACAAAUAGCGGUUGGGGAGCUAGGCAGAGGAAGUGAUGAAUCUGAUCCAGGCUCAUCUGAAGAAAUGAACGCUGAAAUGAAAAAUUGUGAAAGAACAGCGGUUGGUGAGGUGACUACUGAAUCCGACCACGUCACUGAAACAGAAGACGAAGAUUUAACUACCACAGCUUCUCUGCCUAUAGAAGCUGAAACAAAGGAGUUAGAUGUAGAAGUCGAUCGCUUUGUUCCCGACACACUUGAGAUGAUCACUGAAGAAGGAAAGGUUGACCCUAACAAAACUGAAACGAAUACUGAACCUAAUAAAUUGGAGGAAACACAGUUAGAUGACAAUCAGAUGGUAGUGGAAAGUAAUGAAACUUUACUGGAAGUUCACCAUACUUCAGAGAAAGUAGAGGAGAUAGCACAACCUCUGACAUCUGAAACAGGUAUUUCUGGACUUAUAUCAGAAGACAGUAAUACAUCUCCUCAAAAAUUAAAGGAUAUUGAUCCUUUACUCAUGUCAGCAAACGAGAGUCCUAGUGGCAUGCACACACGUUGUGUGUGGUCUCCUUUGGCUUCUCCAUCCACCAGCAUUUUAAAGAGAGGACUAAAAAGACCCCAAGAAGAUGAAAUCUCGUCACCUGUCCACAAGGUUCGCCGUGUCUCCUUUGCAGAUCCUAUAUACCAAGCAGGAUUGGCAGAUGACAUUGAUAGGCGAUGCUCUAUUGUUAGGUGCCAUUCUUCAAAUAGUUCUCUCAUGGUAAAAAGUGUUAAAACUUCACCUACUGUGCAAUCUAAGCAUAAUACCACUUCAGCCAAAGGAUUUCUGUCCCCAGGAUCACGUAGCUCUAAAUUUAAGAGCUCAAAGAAGUGUUUAAUUGCAGAAAUGGCUAAGGAAUCGGUGCCAUGCCCAACAGAAAGUGUUUACCCUGCUUUGGUGAACUGUGUAGCACCAGUUGAAAUCAUCUUACCUCAGAUUACAUCCAACAUGUGGGCAAGAGGACUGGGACAGCUCAUUAGAGCCAAGAAUAUAAAAACAAUUGGCGAUUUGAGUACCCUUACAGCAUCUGAAAUAAAAACUCUUCCUAUCCGUUCUCCAAAAGUGUCUAAUGUAAAAAAGGCUCUCAGAAUAUAUCAUGAGCAGCAGGUGAAGUCUCGUGGACUAGAAGAGAUUCCAGUUUUUGAUAUUUCUGAAAAAACAAUAAAUGGAAUGGAAAAUAAAUCUAUCUCUCCUGAUGAAGAAAGACUUGCCUCAGAUUUAAUCGAUCCUGUUGCUUUAGAAGCUCCGUUAUCUAAAAAUCUUGUGGCACAGAUUAGUGCACUUGCUCUUCAACUAGAUUCAGAAGAUCUCUAUAAUUAUUCAGGAAGCCAGCUAUUUGAAAUGCACGAGAAACUUGGUAGCAUGGCAAACUCUAUAAUUAAAAAUCUGCAGUCACGUUGGAGGUCACCAGCCCAUGAAAAUUCUUUUUAGUGUUUUAAGAGAAAAUUGAAUUUUUUUUUUUUAAAUCACUGGAUUUGUUGACUCAUAAAGUAAGUUCUGAAAUAUAGCACAAUUUCGGACUGAAUGUUUGCAAAGUUGGUAAUUUCAAAUGCUAAAGAACAGUAGCUUAUUAAGUUAAUUUUGUGAGUGAGAGCAAUCUUUCCUGUAUAACAUAUUUUCUUGGCUGCUAUGCAUAGUUUUUCCAGAACUUAAAGUAGUUUACUGAAAUGUGAAAGCAGAAACUACAAGCAAAAGCAUAAAUUUUGUUUUACGUAUUCAUGCAUAUUUUAAUGAAACAUUUUAUGUAAUAUACCUCUUCUAAGUAAGAAAAACUGAAAUUUUUUAUUUGAAGUUUUUGCUUAACUGAUAAGAUGUUUAUACUUUCUUUUUUUUUUUUGGUGCUUGAGGUUUAAGAAAUAUGUUCUUGGUAAAACACCCCAAAUGAGAGGCAAAAGAAUUUUUUGGAAUGUUUUUCACAGACAGAGCAGCUUCAUUUGGACAGCUUUCAAGAAAAAUAAUCAAAAGUUUCAACUUUAGGGGUUAAAUAUUAAAGCAGAAUUUAGUGAUUCCAUUCAUUUGCAUUAGCAAAUACUUGUGCAGCAGCAUUUGCCUGUGAAAAUAUACUCUUAUGAGAUACAUACUAUUCAUUUAAAAAUGCACGACUGUUUGUACAUUAUGUAUAAUUAAGUCUUUAAUUUAUAAAUUUCAGUCUUCGUUAGUUGCAUGAGUUUUUCUGUAGCCUCUUGUGAAUACCUUUGUUUAAUAGAAACAUAAUUUUGUAUAUAUUGAAUACUGAGAUAUCAGUAUGGAUAAUAGACGUGCUUCGUGGAAUUGCUGCAGAUAUUUGUAGGAUUCUGUAUCUACAAAUAAAACAACAAAAAGUUUUGUACUUAGUUAAUAGUUAAACAUGAGUUUAUUUUCUAAAGUAAGCAGAACAAGUACUAGAAAUGAGAAAGUGUUACAUGACAACCUUGCUGUUCAUUCCCAUAACCUUUUUUUUCCCCCUUUUGGUUUGAAAGAGGGGAUUAGCCACUAGAAAUAGUGCCUCGUUAACAUUUCUCUUUAAUGGGGAGUUAGCUUGAGUAUUUUCAUUAUAACUUGGAUCAUAAGAAACCUAGAGCUUAUCUGCUCUUUCCACCUAUACCUAAAGCAAACUUGGGAGAAAUCUGAAAACUGUUCUUUAAAAUAUGUAUGUUUUAUUGAGUUAAAAAAAAUAGGGUGUAUGUAAUUAAAACAUUUCUAGUUUUACCAACUGGUA
Molecule: messenger RNA, 8841 nt
Organism: Bubalus bubalis (water buffalo)
Lineage: Eukaryota; Metazoa; Chordata; Mammalia; Artiodactyla; Bovidae
Gene: RIF1
Product: replication timing regulatory factor 1
Exons: 36
Coding region: 192-7574 (2460 amino acids)
Biological process (GO): telomere maintenance
Cellular component (GO): nucleus
Source: RefSeq, a predicted model, not a curated record